Messenger RNA from Eurytemora carolleeae, 369 nucleotides. RefSeq lists its product as uncharacterized. Bases 16 to 354 code for a protein of 112 amino acids. The transcript has 4 exons. The record is from RefSeq and is a predicted model, not a curated record. Lineage: Eukaryota; Metazoa; Arthropoda; Copepoda; Calanoida; Temoridae.
ACAAGUUAGCGUACAAUGUUCCUAACCUCUCAUAUAUAUAUUGGGAGAAGUGAGCAGGCCUUUAUUCAAAACAAAUCAUCCUUACUUACAGCCUAUACACCACACAGUAAACACGAGAUGAGAGGGCUUAUCAUUGUCUGUCUCUCAGCUCUUCUUGCUUCAUGUUAUGCAAAGAAAGAGUCCAGGAUUGAAUAUGUCGGGAGGUUACAGAGAGAUCUGUUUAAAGAUUAUGAUUCUGAAAUUAUUCCUCUGGUUGACAGCCUAGACGGAAAGACUGGGUUGAAUGUUUCGGUUGGGCUGAACAUGGUUUAUAUGGAUAUGACUGGUGAAGGUAUAAAAUUGAUUAAAAUUUGAUUCCCUUUUCAUGAA